AUUCAUAUGUCGUUGGUGCCCUAGGCCCCAUUACUACCCUUCUCCCCUAUACGAACCCUAUAAAUUCACCAAAACCCUAGCCCCUCUGUCACCGGCCGUCACUUGAGAAGAAGUGAAAAAUGAAGUAUAAUCCGAGAGUGUCUAGCUCCCGUCGCAAGAACAGGAAGGCCCACUUCACGGCGCCUUCCAGCGUCCGCCGCGUUUUGAUGAGCGCGCCGCUCUCCGCCGAACUCCGGUCGAAGUACAACGUCCGGUCCAUGCCGGUGCGCAAGGACGACGAGGUACAGGUGGUGCGUGGGACCUACAAGGGCCGGGAAGGCAAGGUCGUUCAGGUGUACCGCCGCAAGUGGGUCAUCCACAUCGAGCGCAUCACUCGCGAAAAGGUUAACGGCUCGACGGUCAACGUCGGCAUUAACCCCUCGAAGGUGGUAAUCAGUAAACUCAGGCUCGACAAGGAUCGCAAGUCGUUGCUGGAUCGCAAGGCUAAAGGACGCGCUGCUGCUGAUAAGGAUAAGGGGACUAAGUUCACUGCCGAGGAUAUUAUGCAGAAUGUUGAUUGAUUCGUCAAUAAUUCGGUUUAAAGGUACAUCAUUGUCGUGUUUUGAAUUCGGUGUAUUAGAAAUAUAUAGAUCUAAUCGUUGUUUGAAGGGGAUAGAAAGAGAGAGCGAGGACGUUCAUCUUGGAAUUAGGGUUUUAUGUUACUUGGAUUUUUCUGGUGUUUAAUUUUUAUCAUUAUGAAUGGUAAUUUUUGUUUAAGUGAAUUUCAUGCUUGUUAAUUUGUUUCUGAUGGUUUGAUUAAUCUUUUGGUAUUGAUCCGCUAAAUCUAUGAAGUGGUGGGGAUUUUUGUUAUGGAAAACUGGGAAUAUAUUUCUCUGGAAUAGCAG
Ilex paraguariensis (yerba mate) is the source of this 884-nucleotide messenger RNA. The record is from the annotation of a GenBank genome assembly. NCBI's taxonomy places the organism in Eukaryota, Viridiplantae, Streptophyta, Magnoliopsida, Aquifoliales, Aquifoliaceae.